CCAUUUACGCAGGACCAGCCACCAGCCUCGGCGGCAGCAGGCGCUCGGCGGCAGAAGUCGGAGACCCGAGCGGGAGGUGGAAGGCCGGGCUGCGGGGGCUGGGACCGCCCGCCCCGCUGGUGGGGCGGCGCCGGGGCGCAGAGCGCCGGGGGCAGGUGCGCGGGGCCGGGACCGCGGGCGCAGGAGCGAGGGGGGCGCGUGGCGGGCACCGGCGGGCGAGCAGCUGACGGCGUCGUCACGGCUGCGGGGGAGUGCGCGCCCCGCCUGCCUCGGGAGGAGCCGAUCGCGCGGCGGUGCUGCCCGUCCAGGGCCAGGCGAGCGGGAGAAGCCCGGAGCAGCCGCACUUCCGCAGGUGCUUUCUGGCUGAGAGUUGGAGCCCGCAAGCAACAUGCCAGAACAGAGCAACGACUACCGGGUGGCCGUGUUCGGAGCAGGUGGCGUCGGCAAGAGCUCCCUGGUCCUGAGGUUUGUGAAGGGCACGUUCCGGGAGAGCUACAUCCCCACCGUGGAGGACACCUACCGGCAGGUCAUCAGCUGCGACAAGAGCAUCUGCACGCUGCAGAUCACGGACACCACCGGCAGCCACCAGUUCCCUGCCAUGCAGCGGCUGUCCAUCUCCAAGGGACACGCCUUCAUCCUGGUGUACUCCAUCACCAGCCGGCAGUCCCUGGAGGAGCUCAAGCCCAUCUACGAACAAAUCUGCGAGAUCAAAGGGGACGUGGAGAGCAUCCCCAUCAUGCUGGUGGGGAACAAGUGUGACGAGAGCCCGAGCCGCGAGGUGGAGAGCAGCGAGGCGGAGGCGCUGGCCCGCCGGUGGAAGUGCGCCUUCAUGGAGACCUCGGCCAAGCUCAACCACAACGUGAAGGAGCUCUUCCAGGAGCUGCUCAACCUGGAGAAGCGCAGGACCGUGAGCCUCCAGAUCGACGGGAAGAAGAGCAAGCAGCAGAAGAGGAAAGAGAAGCUCAAGGGCAAGUGCGUGGUCAUGUGAAUGCCCUCCCGUGUCCCCUGCCACCUCACCUUCCCUCUUCCCCAUGAAACCCGCCGCCGUCAGGGCAGCAUGUAAGAUGCCCACAUGUUAACUAUCGCAUUUUGACUGAGACGUGCCCUAUUGUCCUUAAGAGGGCAUUCCACACACCAACAAUAAGCCCCUCUCCGGAACCAGGGAAUCGGCCAGACGGUUCAACGAAAACCCGUGUGCCCGGCGUGGCAGGGGGCUGAGAGCGCCCACAGCCUCUGUGGCCUCGUGUGUGUGUGCCGCCAGGAGUGGAGCGAGGAAGGGAGGGACUGCCCCUGCAUGUGUGUCCAAGCAUGUUCACCUGGGUCUGCGGGUCCACCACAGACCAGCCUUUCCUCUGCUCAGCAGCCGGUGCUGUCCUGGGGGAGGGGGCGGGAGAGGAGGGGAGAAGCCAGGCCAAAGUUGCUUUCUUCAUGGUUCUUUAACUGGACUGAAACCACACGCCUCCCCCAGAUGCUCACGCCCCGCUGACCUGUGAGCCCCGAGGGGUGCCCCCACUCCCUGGGCCGCGGGGGAGGCUCCGGUUCAGCCUUCCAGAGGAUUUCUGUUCCCGUGCAGUGCGGGCCCAGGAUGCCUGCCCGGGAGAGCGCUGUGGGGUUUGAGCGCGGACACCGCGACGUACGAACCCCACGGCACUGCCACCCUCAGAGGGUUUCACAUGCGAAGUUUCCUUCCUUUAACCCAGGAGGGGGGCACCCCUGCCAGCCUCAGAGUUUAAACACAAGCGACUCACUUCGCUGUGGUAGGCGUCCUGUCCGCCCGUGGCUGUCCCUGUAGGUGACGGCCGGGGAGGCCAGCGCACAUUGCUUUCUAGGUGGCCCGUCGGGAGUGCACACCUCGCCCCUCACGGACGUACUUGGGACGGAGUGGUCACUGUUUCGAUGCCCCUCAAUACACUGCAUUCCUGGAAAACGCCUCCAAGUAGCACACGUCUCCCGGGUCCCAUCAGAAACGCCUCCUCAGAGGAGUGCAGGCAGGGCCCCCUCUUUCUCCUCAUGAUCUGCGUGCGCCCUAGUCCUUCAGCCCGAUCGUGGCGAUGCUGGCCCCUGCCCUGCGGGCGCACGGGGCGGGCGGUGGGGCCGAGGCUGCCGUCCGAGUCCCGUUUGGCUCUGCUUCCUGAAAAGUCCCACUGACAGAGCCCAGUGCUCCCUUUUGCUCCCAUCAGCAUAGCCCAGCCCCUGACUCGGAGUCUCCUCUCAGCAGUCCUCCCGCCGCCCGCCUGGCAGCAGACGUGGCCCCGGCAGCCUGCUGUGGGCAGCAGCGGGCAGAGGUGUCCCGUGUGGGGCGACCGCACCCUCUGGCUCCUCUCCCUGCACCUGCCCCCGGAGCAGGCCUACCUGCAGCACUGGCGCCCCCCUCCUGCUCUCACCGGACCCUAAGUCAGCCUUCCUGGGGGAUUUCCUCCUGUGGUCUCACCCCCUGUUCUAAUGACUCCCCUCCCCCCACAUCCCCCCCAGCCCCGGGGACGGGUCAGUGAGUGUGAGGUGCUCUGAGAACCCAUGGCGCUGGCCUCCCACCUGAGCAGGGAGGGUGUGGGAGGGCCUGGGCGGCAGCGGGGCCCAGAGCCAGCCAGGCCUCUUCUGUCCUCAGGGACGCCCUCCUGCGGGCUGUCCGGCUCUGGGGCUGUCCCACCGCCGUCACAGGGAGAGCUACUUGGUGGGUUUUAGGACAGUUGUCUUGCAACCUGUGUCUACCUGUUUUCUGUUCUAUUCUCAGAGAAAUGCUAUCCAUUUUUAAUGUGGCUCUGGGUCAGGUGGCCAAAGAAGCAGCACUUCCUGGCCAGAAGGGGCCUCGAGGCCUGGGUGGGCUCUGUGCUGGCAAGAGCUGGUGUCGCCACGGGCCUGUCCCAGCUUCCCGGGUGAGCGCCGCGUCAGCCGUCCUCUCCUGCUGACCGUGAGCUUGCCGUUGCCUCCCGGGCCGGCCGUGGGUUUGGGUGUUCAGGCUCCAUCUCUGUGGGGGACACACGCUGGUUGGGAGCUUGCCGUUGCCUCCCAGGCCGGCCGUGGGUUUAGGUGACUGGGAGCUUGCCGUUGCCUCCCAGGCCGGCCGUGGGUUUAGGUGACCGGGAGCUUGCCGUUGCCUCCCGGGCCGGCCGUGGGUUUGUGUGUUCAGGCUCCAUCUCUGUGAGGGGCACAUGCUGGUUGGAAACCUGGUCUUGUUCCCAGGAAGCCAGCGGGGCCUCAGCCGUGGUCUGUGCUCCGAGGUCCCUGCGGGCGCAGGAAACUGACAGGAUCGCUGCUGCGGCAACCGGCCUCUCAGGGCCCCGUGACUCAGGCUGAGGAGUCACCUCCGUGGGGCCAGGCGGUGUCAGCAACGACGGGGCGGUGGGUUCCGGAGGGUGCGGCCUCCAUUGCACACGGGCAGGAGUGUAGGCCAGACAGUGAGCCAACAGCCCCGAAUGGCACUCGGCUGCGCUCUGGAACUAAGCGUGGGCUCCAUGCGUUCCCUCUGUCCCGCCGGCCUCCCUCCAUCCAGUGCCAAGCCAUGGGCGUGCCCUGGGCAUGCAUGCAAUACAGCAAGACCAACCAGAGCAAUAUUGAAUUGUUCAUCAGAUCAAAAUUAUAUAUAUAUAUUAACACAUAUACUUUAUCUUCCUGCAUUUUUGAAAUAUAAAGUAGUGCAUUGUACAUACCCAUAAGCUAGUAUAUUUGUUUCACGGUUUGUAAUGUUUCAGAAUUGCUCAUUCUUUGUAGAACAAACAAUAUAUUAAAUAUUUUAAAAGUUGCUUUGUGAUAAUUUUUUUCAAAAUUUGUAAUGUGUGGCUUUUACAUAAGCUAUCUGGAAAUACCCACAACUCACGGGACACGUAGGCUCUCGAAGCUCCACCCGGGAACGCAGUGCCCACAAAGCACUGUGGGCAGAGCACUUGUAGAGCAUGACUUUUAUACCUGGGGGAUGUCUAUGUGUUUAUUUAUAUUUAAGGUGUAUUUAUUGUUCCAGUUCCAUUAUCCGUCAUAUUUUAAUUACUCUUCAAUUAUAAAAAUCACCCUUGCAUUCAGAUUUCCAGCUGCCAGUGAUGUUCUGAAAAUAAUGAAACAUUAAAAUAAAGCUUUCGUUCUGACA
Molecule: messenger RNA, 4078 nt
Organism: Myotis myotis
Lineage: Eukaryota; Metazoa; Chordata; Mammalia; Chiroptera; Vespertilionidae
Gene: DIRAS2
Product: DIRAS family GTPase 2
Exons: 2
Coding region: 389-988 (199 amino acids)
Biological process (GO): signal transduction
Cellular component (GO): plasma membrane
Molecular function (GO): GDP binding; GTPase activity; GTP binding
Source: RefSeq, a predicted model, not a curated record